UUACCUGUCAGUUGAGGCGAGCAAGCAAAAGUGUUCAAUGCCGAAUGUACCUGUGUACAUUUGAUAUGCAAUUUUAAAAUUAGUGUAAAAGUGUAUUUUGUGCCGCUAAAUUGGUGAACGGGUGCAUAAGUAUGGCAGUCGAUUUUUAGUGUUGAUGGAGUAUAACCGCUAACUCUCUACAGUAACCAAAUAAGAAUUUACUGUUACUAGUACUAAGAGUACGUUUGAAGCGGAACAAAGAAAAUUAACACGAUGGCAUAUCGCAACGGCUACUCGAGGGAUGAUAGGGACUUGGAUCGGGACAGGGGUAGAGACCUUAGGGACGAUUCGGGAAAACCACCAGUACAUAUUAUCGAACAUUUGGCAACGUUUAGCGUGUCGCAAGAAACUGGGAUUAUUUAUCCUCUCGACGGGAUGAGGAGGUUGAGACAAAUGGAACAGACGAAUGGAAUAUGGUCGCAGAAAAUGCAACUUUGUCUGGAUCAUCCUUGGGUGUUGAUAAUGGACGAAUCAGGGAGUGUUGUCGAAAGAUUUCCCGCAAAUGCUAUUCAAGAUCCGACAGCUUUCAUGAGUCAAGAUCCGAUGGAUAUGUACAAUAACAUCUUAGUCUUCAUUAUAGCGGAUUCGAGUCAAUCGCCACACUCUCCCGAAAUGCAAAUGCACAUUUUUCAGUGUCAAAGUAUAUCAGCACAAGACCUAGCGGAGGAUUUAAAACAAUUAAGGAUCGGAAAAGCUUUAACGCGAAGCCGCAAGAGUAGCAUCCCUCCCCCGUCGCACAAACCACCCCAGAACGUGAUAAACCCCGCUAGAGACCAUUCAAGAGACUAUAUGAUUCGGUCAGAUUCAGAAUUGACGGAAAACAAUGACGAUUCCAGUUCCACGACGAGUGAAAAAUACGAAAGGGACGUCACCAUUUUAAAUCAUUGUUUCGAUGACAUCGAGAAAUUUAUAGCUAGGCUCCAACAUGCAGCGGCAGCUGUUCGGGAGCUGGAAAGAAGACGAAAAACUAGGAGGAAUAAAAAACGAGAUAUGGGAGAUGGAAUGCUAACGAUGAGAUCUAGACCGCCUCCUGAGAAAGAGUUUGUCGAUAUAUUUCAGAAGUUCAAGUUGUCUUUUAAUCUUCUAGCUAAAUUGAAAGCACAUAUUCAUGACCCUAACGCACCCGAAUUGGUACAUUUUCUCUUCACUCCUUUGGCUUUGAUAGUUGAAGCUUCCCACGAUCAUUACUUUGAUCAGCAGAUUCCGCACAACGUUAUAUCCCCAGUUCUUACGAGGGAGGCGAUAAACUUGUUAAUGAAUUGCGUCACAAGCAAAGAAACAGAAUUGUGGCAUUCUCUGGGUAGCGCUUGGCUAAUUCCUCGAGAUCAGUACAGGGGUCACGUGCCUGCUUAUCAUCCAGUUUUCAUGGACGGAUGGUCUCCCGAGUAUCCAGUGGAUGAACCUGAUUCGGAAAAUAAACCAUAUCCAGCUGAAGAGCACUAUAAAGAUGACGACUCUGAUAGAGACAUAAUGCCGCCAGUAGGCGAGAGCACCGCUAGAAGUGACAUUUCAGCCGAUUCGAUAGAAAGAAACGGGGGUGAAGAAAGAGGCUUCGGGAGUGGACAGGAGAGGUUUUUGGAGGACUUGCAGAGUCGUGGAGCCCACAUCGUCCAAGUUACUUACCCACGAACGGCAAACAACGACAAGGAGUUGACUGUAGUUAGAGGAGAGUUUCUAGAGAUAUUAGAUAGCAGCCGGAAGUGGUGGAAAGCCAGAAACAGCAAGGGACAAAUUGCUCACGUACCCAAUACUAUUGUCACACAGUAUCAUUCAAGUGGGCCUAUGGUAAGCAUUACCAUGAAUCCGCUAUAUACUCAACAGUAUGGUAGCAGAAUUACAGAUAAGGAUGAUUCACCCCCGAUUAGUCGAUAUAACGCUGGCCAAAGCAGCAGCGAUGACCAUAGGCCACCCUUGAAAAACUCCGCUGAAAUGAUUAGAAAUGAAAGGAUCGUUUUGGAAAAAACCAUUAAAGUCACUGCAUUACCACCUCCCCCACCCCCUCCGCCAUCAGUUCCCGCACCACCACCAAUACCUCUAGAAGCCCCAAAACCCUUGGAAGAAUCACCCGCUUUAAAGAGAACCCAGUCCAGGCAAUCUAUAGUAUCAACCUUAUCAAUGGGUGAUAAAAUGCAGGAGGAAUUGGCUAGCGUGUUAACUCUAGUAAGGGAUAGGGAAAAACAAAGAGCCGUGCUGGAUAUUAAAUCGACUCCGGAAAUGUAUAUAAAUCAAAAGUCAAGUUCCAAAGAUGUUCAAGAAUGGUUAAAGGCCAAAGAGUUCGAUGAAAACAUUUGUGCCAAAUUUAAGGGUCUAUCGGGGUAUCAUCUAUUCGAUAUGCAGAAAUUUGAAUUGGAAAAGAUAUGUGGUGCUAAAGAAGGACAUAGGCUCUAUUCCCAGCUCUUAGUUCAGAAAUCUGUUAGUGGGUUCCAAACGGUAAGGACAACUGAGCUAAAAGCGAUUUUAGCCAAGGCGAGGAAAAAGAUUGAGACAAACCGAAUAAACGGAGAUGAAGCUUAAACAUUCUAGUUGAUAUUUAUAUGAACUAAAGGUUUUACGAGAUUACCUACUUAUAAUUACUCACUUAUUAUUUUAUAUAGUCAAAUAUUUUGUUUAGGUUGUUUUAUUGUACAUAGGGUAUCUGUAUCUGAAUGAUUUAAUAAAGUAAUUAAGCCUAAUAUUAUUUACAAAUAGAUAA
Molecule: messenger RNA, 2731 nt
Organism: Cylas formicarius (sweet potato weevil)
Lineage: Eukaryota; Metazoa; Arthropoda; Insecta; Coleoptera; Brentidae
Product: epidermal growth factor receptor kinase substrate 8-like protein 2
Exons: 8
Coding region: 253-2553 (766 amino acids)
Biological process (GO): Rho protein signal transduction; regulation of Rho protein signal transduction
Cellular component (GO): plasma membrane
Molecular function (GO): actin binding
Source: RefSeq, a predicted model, not a curated record